Molecule: messenger RNA, 34006 nt
Organism: Podarcis lilfordi (Lilford's wall lizard)
Lineage: Eukaryota; Metazoa; Chordata; Lepidosauria; Squamata; Lacertidae
Source: the annotation of a GenBank genome assembly
GGGGCAGGGAAGCAGUGGCAAGAGGCCAGCUCUUUGCAACUUGUGGACAUGGAGGGACAGCGGCCGUCGCUCUGCCUUUCUGGUGUUUGUGGCCUUCUCAGCUACCCUUAGCUGCUUCCUCUCAAUCCUGAGUUCCCCUUUUUCUGUGGCCUGGCAGUCUGACGCUGCUGCUUCUCUGGAUCUGAUCUGCAACGAGGCGUUAAGGAAGCAGGAUGCCUGAGUUUAUCUCUGUUCAGGACUUUAUCUCCCAGACCCAAGAGGAUCUCAGCUCUCCGACCACCUCCUCCUUUUCCAGCCACAUGGGCAAAUGCAGGAACACCGUUUGCAGCCUAGAGGAGGUAAGAGAGGGUUCAAGGAAGGAGGUGGUGGCGGCUGGGCCGAAGCCAAAGCGGAGGGGGAGAUCUUGGGAUCCCAUGAGGAGAAUUUGCUGCUGGGUGUUCCUCACUCUGUGCAAGGAAAUAGACAAACUGAGGAGCGAAGAUGGGUGCAGCUAUUUUUAUUUAUUUAAGGAUUUGUACCCCACAUUUCCUUCAAAAGAGGAAGCUAAAAACAGCUUGCACAAUGUCCAUAGAGAUUAACAGAGAACAACCAAUUCCCAUAAAUGAGCUCAAAAAACCAAAUAGCACAAGCUUCAGGAGAACUUUUAUUCAAUACAAAACUGCCCAUCCAGCCAAUGAAAUUAACAGAAACCACUUCUUCUAAACAGGCAGUAUUCACUUGCCUUCUAAUGACCGAAGGACCAGAUCUGGGGGAACAGAUUCCAUAGCUAUGUUGCAGGCAAGAGCCUCUACUUGAUAUCUUGUCAAAUUUCUCCUCACUGACAGAAGGAACCCAAAGGAAGGCCCCUUCCAUGGGUACCAAAGUCACCUAGGAGAAAGCACAUCCUAAGACAUGCUGACUUGCCCCUUUGUCACAGUGACCUAGGACAUAAAAUUGCCUUCGGAAUUAUUCUCAUCCCUAUUCAGUGGCUUGGUGGCUUAAGUCCUUGUCCUCAGCAACUUUGCAUUUAUUAGAAGACUGGCAAGCAAGGCAAUUGUAUCCCUAGGGCCAAAAUGGGGCAAGAAAGCAUGUAUAGGAUUGCACUGUUGGUGUUAAAAGAAAUAAAUAAAUUGCACUGUUGUCCAUGUGAUCUAUCUGUUUGCUUUGCUCUGAUACUAACUAAACCACAUUGUUCUUACCAUCUAUAAGGGAAGGGCUGUGGCUCAGCGGUAGAGCAUGCAAAAUGUCCAAAUUUCAGAUCUCAGCCUCUCCAAGCAGUCCCAUGUCUAAAAACCUGGAGAGCUGCCUGCCAGUCAAAGUAGACAACAUUGACCUCGUUUCCUGUGUUCCUAUAGGGCACCCUUUCAAAAUGCAAUUAUAUCUCACAGCUAUCUGUGUAGGAGUGUGGGAGCCACCACCAAACUGUCCUCUGACUAACUUGAAACCACUUCUGCCCUUCUCACCUUCUCAUUUCCUCUUAUGAAAUCCGUUGCAUAUCUGCCCUUCAGUUUCCAAAUGUUGGGCUCAUUUGUGAAGCGAAAUCCAAAGGCCUGAUCAAAGGCCUGAUCCAAAUACCUGAUCAAGCUUUGCAUAAUGCAGUUUAGCAGAACCCACAAAACAGUAAAAGAGCCUUAGGGCAGUAUGUUAAGAUAAAAUGAAAAGCUGGAAACAGGAAACCAUUUGGAAAUAUGAAUAGUUUGAGGGCUGAAAAGAAAAGCUUGCACAUCAGGAAACGGAAAUGUUGCAUGAACUCAGUGUGCACGAGAGGCAGGAAUAUCGAAAGCAGCAUCCAUAAUUUCAAGAGAGCAGCUUUAGAAUGUUAAAGUAGUGAGGGUGAGGGGCACAAAGCUUUUGAGUUAUCCAGAGUUCCUCCUCAAAACAAUGGCGUGGGUAUACAGCUGGACGUGAUAUAGAAGACAACAUGAUUUGAUUUUCCAAAUAGAGGAGAGUGGUCAUUUACUGGUUUGUUUAUCCCAGUAGCCCUUGGGGCAACUUGAAUUCUGUUUUGCACCUAGAAAAAUAUAACCUUAUCAUGUAUAAUAAUUUUUGUAUAUUUAUAAACUUUGUUUUGCUUUGGGAGAGCAGCUUGUGCUUAGGAUGUCUUUUUCUUUUUUUCUUUAAUGCCUUUAGGCUUUAGAUUCUGAUCGAAUCGUUCUGCAAAAAAUGAGGAAAGCAGUGAAAGCAGAGCACACAACUGGACAAGGUCAGACUGUCAUUGGGGAUGUGCUAUGGGCUGCCCAGCCCAGAGGCCCUGAGAAUUUUCCUGUACCUUUAAGGGUUGCUUAAAAGGGCUAAUUUUACCAGUGUCCACUUAUCAAUUCUUAUAGGAAGACGAUCCCUCUCAGAGUCUUACAAUGCAAUAUUAUACAUGUCUACUAGUCCUAUUAAAUCCUAUUAAAUUAAUUGAAUGGUAAUAAUUGCUCUUUGGCAAGUAUGUAUAGGGUUGCAGACAGAAUUUGGCAACCAUAGAUGUAGUUGAUAGGAUAAGAUCUUGAAAGACACAUCUUGCUUUUAUGCAUACACACACCUGUUUAAACAAGCAUUCCCUAAUCUCCUGACCGGAGCCUCCUGUUUUAAUAGUUCUAAUUUGUUCUUUAAAUUGUUGUGUUGUUUUAAUGGAUUUCUUUUAUUGCAUGCCAUCCCAAUCUCCUAGUGUUGUGAGAUUCCAGGCGCUUACUCAGGGUUCGUGUUUCCUUUUGGAAUGAGUCACAGUGGAGACUGUGGGGUUGUGCUUUUAUGAUACAGUAUAUGGUUUAUUUACCCAUAUAUACCUAAGCCUAUGAUGGGGGGGGGCGCUUUUCAUAGCAUCAACACCCCAAAAGGGUCUUGUUUCUCCCAUAGCUGCAAUCUUGGAUUCAAGCAGAUGACACACUCUCUCUCUCUCUCACUCUCUCUCUCUCGUCUGUCUGUCUGUCUGUCUGUCUCUCUCUGUCUGCUUUGAUUCUGUGUCACAUUACUGCUCCAACUCUCCACUCUAAACUCUGACUUCAUUUGUUGAGGGAGGGGGCUCCACCCAUUUGCCAUCUUGUGCCUAGCCCCUUAUUCCCUCUUCAUGGCCUGUCAUCCAGGUUAUCACUAGCCUGACUAUUCCAAGAAUUAAAAGCCUUGAUUAAAUUCUAACACUUGCUGGAUCCAGAGAUUAGAGGAGUCUGGCACAUACCUUAACACCUCAAACUUACAACAAUAUUUUAGAUUAGUGUGCUAAUAUUUUUGCAGUUGAUUUUGUAAACAACUUGCAAGCCGCUUGGGCAAUUAAAUGGCAUACUGCAUUCAUAAUAUUGUUGUGAGUUGUGGGGGGUUAGUCUGCAUGAUGCCUGACUCCCUUCUAAUUCCUGGGAUCAUGGAACCAGCAAAGGUUAAAAUAUCUUGGAGGAUCUCAUUGUUGAACUAGUCAGGCAAGGGUUUUUUUGUGUGUUUGUGAGUUAAUGGCCAUAAGGAUCAAGUUACUCUGUGCCAGAGAACAAAUGGGUGGGCCCCCUCCCUCACUUAAUUGGUAGUUGGAAGUGCCAGGGCACUUGUGUGUGAGAGAGGAAAACAGUCUGCAGGCAGAAGCUGGAGAGGGAGAGCCAUGCUUGAUUUCUGCUAGAAACCACGGCUGUGGCUAUGGCAGAAGCAAGAUCUUUUGAGGUUUUAAUGCUGUGAACCCCCUCAUUUUAGGCUCAGGUUGUCCAUAUGUGUUACUAAACCAUAUAUCCUAAAGACACUACAGACGGUGCUGUCCCUCAUUCCAAGGAAACAGAACUCUGAGUAAGCACCACUUGGAGGUUGGGGUGGAGUGCAACAUCAUCAUCAUCAUCAUCAUCAUCAUCAUUUAUUGAUGUGUGCACACUCAAAAACUUUACUCACAACAAGUCAUAUUGUGCUUAGGAUACUCCAUGCAGGGAACCAUUACCCUAUAUUUUAAAAUGUGUGAUAACCACAUUAAAAUGAUAACGAAAUCUUUAUAAUUUGGCAACAGUGGUAGAGCACAUUCCUUGCAUGUGGAAGGUCCCAGGCAGAGCUCCUGUUUUUUCCAGAUGAAAGUAGAAAAGACUCUUGUCUGGAAAGUCACUGUCAGGCAGCAUAGGCAAGACAGACCAAUGAUCAGAACUCUGUACAGUGGUACCUCGGUUUACGAACUUAAUCCAUUCCGGAAGUCCAUUCUUAAACUGAAACCGUUCUUAAACUGAGGUGCGCUUUCCCUAAUGAGGCCUCCCGUCGCCGGUGCCCUUCCACCGUUCGGAUUCCAUUCUUAGACUGAGGUAAAGUUUGCAAACCGGAACACUAUUUUCAGUUUUGCGGAGUUUGUAAACUGAAUCGUUCUUAUACCGGACUGUUCUUAAACCGAGGUACCACUGUAUCAGUAGUUCCCCAUGUUCCUCACUUCCCUGAGCAAUGUGAAAUCCAGGGGUGUCAUCUUUACAACAGCUGUUUAAAAUAAUACAAGUAGAGUUUCUUGGAAACAAAUGGAUUCCUAAAAACAGGUUGCAGAAUUGCUGGUCCUGCAGUUGGGUCAGGUUCCCAAAGGCAGCAGCUGCACAAUGUCAAAAUCCUUCAUCGUAUUGGCAGCUCUCUCCAUCUGCCCCUCUCCUCUAUUUGACUCUGCCCAAAUUGUACCUUUCUUUUGCCAUGUACAAAUUGUAGUUAAUAGCUGCCAUUAAGAAAAUAUCACUCCAUAAUUUAUUGUUUGUUAGCAAGAAAGCAACUUAACAAAGCAUAACCACUUGACUUACUCCUGAAUCAAUAUGUGUCAGGGCUUUCAUUGCUAAUUCAGUCAAACAGGUAGCUCACUGUUUUAUCAUUUUAGGGAAUCUUUUUGUUUGUUUCAGAAAGGCGUACAUGAAUGUUCAAACAAAUUUUGCUUCUGCAGAUCUCAUUAACCACUUAGAAGCUCACAUUAUUACCCAGGAGAGGUUUUCAGGGAACUAUCACAACAACAGUGAUGAGAAGCUAGCUGAAGCCUUCAUCACCUUUGCUUCAUUCUCACGGGAGCUGCUUGAUGCUGUUAAGAGCCUGGUAUGAAACUGUUCUCCACACCCACAGAUUUGUCUGAAAAACAGAAGCAUGAUGACAGGGGCAUGGUCAAUGGUGUCAGUCUUCCCUUCCGGGCCCUAAGGAGAAGAGCAAAGGCCAUGGGAGAAUCUCAAAAGGCUACCUUGCCUUUACUUACUGAAAUUAGGGCAUGCAAAUAAGUCUACAGUUUGAUUCCCUCCUUUCCCAUUCCUUUUUGACAAGCUAAAACAAUAAUACAAUUAUUUUUGCUUUAUUUGUUCUACUUUAUUUUAAACGUUUCCAUCCCCACCUUUCAAUUAAAACUUGGAUCUCCAAAGGGGGCUUACAAUAAAAAUCAUAAAUACAACGCACAUUUCUAAAGCACAAAAUGCUCCAGGACCUCCAGGACGUCCACUGUGAGAAAUGGUCCACUGGGUUGAUCCAGCAGAUUCCAGCAUGUGCCUGGACUAGGUGGCAUUAUAAGCCACAUAUUACUGGUGUUUUGCUAUAUCAAAUAGACAAGACUAUUUGGUGUUAAUGCCUCUCAUACAAUAGGCCUUCUGGUUUUCCUUUACUGAAAUUGGUUUGGCAUCUCUGAGAAAAGACAUUGCCUCUGAAGAGAUCUGUAAAGUUUUGGACUGGACUACAGAGAUGCUUUAAGAGUUUGGGGUAAUACUCAAAAGAUUGAGAUUGCCUGCUUGUUGCACUUGUUUUUGCAUUCCCAUAGUGCCAGUUGGAUCUCUAUGUUUUUAUUUAGGUUGUUACAAGCAAACAAAGCCCUAAAUCUGCAGUAUUGUAUUCUCUAAAUGAAAAUGAUGCCUGAGAUUAUCAUCUAUUGUUGGAGAGCACUCAAUAAUACGAAGAAGCUGUUAGUGCUAGCUACAUGUUGAACUCUCUCUUUUUAUAGUUGCUGAGCCUAUAUCACAACAUUCACUUUUCCCUGGACUCACUGAUCAAGGGAGACUUUAAAGGGGUGAGUAAAUAGAUGCUGAAAAAUGUGUUUCUGUCCUGUUAUUACUGUGAGAUUGCUUAGAUUUUUGUUCAUUCAUUUUUACAUUUGCAUUCUGUCUUUCCUCCAAGAACUUCAAGGAGGCACAAAUGGCUCUCUUUCCAUUUUUUUAAUCCUGUGGGAUCAAGUAUUGAGAUGCACUAUAAAAAGCAUGAAAAUAGCAGGCAGGGAAAAUACAGUAAAGGUUUGAUUCUCUUCACCCCAUAUAGGGCAGCAUAACAGUUUAGCAAUCUGUAUGAAAUAUGAGGUGCAUUGAAAGUACUGAAACAGGGAAGAAGAAAUAAAACAACAACUAGAUUUAUUAAGUCUUAGUUUCUUUGUCUCUUGAUAGGACUUUAAAAAGCCUUUUGAGAAAGCCUAUAAAGACUAUGAGAGCAAACUGUAAGUUGGCCUUUCCCCCUUAAGCCAGUGAUUGCUUCUGUACCUGGAAUUGUUUCUAGCAAAAUACACCUACACACAGCCAUUAAUAAAUACUGUCUCUUUCUAAAUUUCAGUGCAAAGAUAGAGAAGGAAAAACGAGAGCUGGCAAAACAGUAUGGGAUGGUACGGACAGAGGUUGCAGGAGGGGAGAUUGCUGAGGAGAUGGAAAAGGAACGAAGGAUGUUCCAGUUACACAUGUGUGAGGUGAGUGGGGCAGUUGAAAAAGUGCUUCUUCCUUUUGUUUCCUGUGGGGAUCAGUCUGCUUGACAACAAUGCAUGUUAAAACGUGAUAUUUCCCUUUAUGAGACAGAUACUCAUAUCAGAUUAUUUAAAUUGUUAUGUAAAUAAUAAUAGUUGCAAACUAUUACUUCAUCUAGGAAAAAAGAAGCAUCUCUGAACUCCAUAAGCAGGGCACUUGCAGGCCAAGUAGAUGCAAGAAUUUUUUUAAGAAGGCAUUCUCCUCUGCUAAAGAUUUUACAUUCAUUGUUGAUGGAAUGAAACAAUGGUUCCUACAUGAUAUUGUACCCAACCUAGAAAAAAAAAUAUUACAGUACAAACAGAAGUUGAGUCCAGAUGUAAGACAUUUCUCUACAAUAAAUGUGUGCUUGCUUCUAUAAUAAUAAUAAUUUAUUAUUUAUACCCCGUCCAUCUGGGUGGGCUUCCCCAGCCACGCUGGGCAGCUUCCAACAAAAUAUUAAAAUACAGUAAUGCAUCAAACAAUAAAAGCUUCCCUAAACAGGGCUGCCUUCAGAUGUCUUCUAAAAGUCUGGUAGUUGUUGUUCUCUUUGACAUCUAGGGGGAGGGCGUUCCACAGGGCAGGUGCCACUACCGAGAAGGCCUUCUGCCUGGUUCCCUGUAACUUGGCUUCUCGCAGUGAGGGGACCACCAGAAGGCCCUCAGCACUGGACCUCUAUUUUGUUUCUGUGCAGUUUUCAGGAUUGUGGCUCAGUUGCCAGGUUAUCAGAUUUCUCCAGCAUUUGAAGUCUUAAUGCUUUGUGUUUUGUACCUGGGGAAAUGCAAUGCUUCCCCCAGAGAGUGUAUUCCCUUUGGUACAAUGCAAUGUGGUUAUAUAGGUGCUGCUCUGGCACUCGUCACGGUCCUCUGUGCACCAGUAGUGGUUUAGUUAUGAUGGCCACAUGACCCAGAAAGCUGUCUGUGGACAAACGCUGGCUCCCGUGGCCUGAAAAGUGAGAUGAGCGCCACACCCCAUAGUUGCAUUUGACUGGACUUAACUGUCCAGGGUCCUUUACUUUUAAAGGGAUAUCUUAACAACAUAUCCACCAGCAUCAACUGAAUGUGUUUGCUAUUCAUUGUUAGGGGGAAAAUACUCCUUCUACACUAGUAACUGUGGAAGUAAGAAUGAGUUGUCAAGGGUAAAUUAAAAGACAAUGUAAACACUGUAUAAUAUCUGCCUUUUUUAGAAUUUGAAGGAGGGGAAACGGAACUGAUUUAAGUUAUCUAAAUACAAAGAGUUUGAUCCAGAUUUGUCUUUCCAUAAACAGAAGGGCUCCUUUCAUUCAUGGAAGGGACUGAGAUCCAGUGGAAGAUCCAACUGGGGAAAGGACAGGGGGAGGCAAUUUUUCCUGAUUGUUGCCCUCUUACUUUGUACCACCUUCCAUUUUGUUCUGUGAGUCUCCUGGUCCUUAAGAGCAGCUUUCUGGAUGGCACAGGGGCUGCAGAGGGAAGAGGGAAUAAGCGGGAAAUUACCUAUGUGGCCACUUUCCAGCAGCAGGAACUUCCUUUGAGUUCUGCUUACAAGAAAUCUAGAUAUUAGCCAGUUUAUUGUGCUGUCUUUGAAGAACAAUUAGUGUAUUAUAUAGGUCAUGUAGCAAAUUAAUUAUGCUAAUGAUGCAAGGCACAAUUUACAAAAGAAAUCUUAUGUCAUGUAAUUUGGGGGAAGUAUUUUUAAACAAAGCAAAUCACUGCAGAACAUUGUUUUCUAUUUGAGCAGAGGAGGCAUAAGUAAACAAAACAAAAUAAGUAAACUCAGCAGGUCCAUGUUCACUUUCCCUCCAGUACCUAAUUAAAGUGAAUGAGAUUAACACCAAGAAAGGAGUUGACUUGCUGCAGAACAACAUCAAUCACUGCAACUCCCAGUUCAAGUAAGUGCAUUCAGUUUCCUAUAUUCUCAUUCCUCACAACGUUGCAAUAAAUUCUUGAGCAUCUCAACAGUAUUACAUCAUGAGCUUCUGUAGGAGAGCCUUAUGAUAUUCAUUUAUUUUUCAUUUAUAGUGUGUGUGAGAUCUCUCUCUCUCCACACACCUGUUUUUAUUCUGAACAGUCUUCUUUCCCCAUAGCAGAGCUUCCCCACAUUACAUCUUUACAACCCUUAAGCCUUGCCCUUAAGUAUAUGUCUGCAUUAAGUAACUUGUGUGAUUGUGCCUGUGUGUUCAAGAUGUGCGAUACUGCGCUGCCCUGCUUGCUUAUGAAAUGUGGUCCCUUACAGUUUUCCACUGCAGCCCCCAGACUCAAAAAAGAUCCCAUCCCAGCCUUAAGGGAGUUCCAGAACAUUCCAAUCUGGAUUAAGCCCUGGAUUAUGCAGCCAUGUUUGGAAUACCUCCAAGGGACAUUGUAGAGCUGGUAAAGGCUCAGAAAAGGGCAAGCAAAAUGAUCGAGGGGGUGGAGUGGCUCCCCUAUGAGGAAAGGUUGCAUUUAGGAUUUUAUAUUUUUGAUAAAAAGUGAGUAUGAAGUGAUGUGGUGGAAGUUUAUAUAAUUGUGCACGGAAUGGAUAAAGUGGAUAAAGUUUUUCUCUCUCAUACCACUAAAACUUGUGGUUGUCCAACCAAGUUGAAUGUUGGAAGAUUCAGGACAGAUUAGAGAAUGCCCUUUUUUGCACAGUGCAUAGUUAAACUAUGUAACUCAUUCGCACAUGAGGCAGUGAUGGCUACCAACUCAGAAUGUGUUAAAAGAGGAUUAGACAAAUUCAUGGAGGAUAAAGGGUAUCAGUGGCUACUAGCUAUGAUGGCUGUGCUUUGCCUCUGGGGUGGGAACUGGGAAUAUCCUUUUUCUACUUUUGUUCCACAAUGUUUUUCUGACAGUUUUUUCCAGGCAUGUUUAAAGGCAACAGAGAAGCACAAACAGUUUAUAGAGAAUCUUACUCCUGAGCUUCAGAAUGUGAGUAUGCUUUAUCAGUUUCAGAGGGUUAUGUUCGACUAACAUUUGCUGAGAGCAGACUUUGCUGAAAUUAAUGGUCGUGACUAACUUAGGUCCAUUGAUUUCAGUGUGUCUAGUCUAAGUAAACAUUAGUUGAAUACAGCAGCACUAGAGAAUAUGUCAGGGCUCCUCCAGAAGAUCUGUUGAUUCACCAUUCAUCCAUAGGUAGUGGAGCAUUUGUUCUGUGGUUGUUUUUUUUUACAGGGUAGUUAAAAGGCAAUGAACAUCCAUCCUGAUUUGCUUGUUGAGUGUUUAGAUGUCUUCCUGUUAAUCAGUCAUUCAUCCCAUACUUUUCUAUGCAUUUCCACGUCACUUUCAAAACUACAAAAACUCUGUUGGCAUUUAAGCUGAUUUCUUGUGCUGGGGUGACAGAGCACUUCAAUCCACUUUAAUUGUGCAAACCUUUAGUUCCAAUAUGCCCCUGAGUUGUUUGGGCAAACUGCUGAUGGUCUGGAGGCACCCUGAGAUUUUGAAUGGCCAUUAUUUUUGUAUCAUUCUCAGAGCAAUUUUCACUGUAACAUGAUGCUUUUUAUUCUAAGGUACUAAGGCUGCAAUUCUAUGCAUGCUUACUGGGAUAAAGUCACAGUAGGCCCUUACUGUAGAGCUGCAAUUCUAUACACACUUUCCUUGAAGUAAGUCACAUUGAACUCAGUGGAGCUUACUUCUGAGUAGACAGGUAAAUGAUUGCGCUGUAAAAGAUUUAUAUCCUGCCUUUCUUUCAUUAAAAAGGAUCUAAGCUGGCUAACAGAAUUAAAUGAAAGCAACCAAAAACUCAAAAGCUAUCUAAAAAUCAGAACAUAAUCAAAUCAUAAAAGCUACAGCAGGAGAAUAGGCAAAUUUUAUGUAUUUCCCCCUUCACAAUAAUAUUGUCACCAUGUCUACUGCUUUUAAGGCAUAGUAUAAUAUCAUUGAACUAAAACCAAUAAAACAGCAAUAUUAUAAACACAUAAAAGGAAAUAAAACAGAAAAUGAGAGUAUUCAAACAUGUAAAACAGGUUCCAAUGUUAUGAGCCAGGAAGAGGCAAAAAGGUACGGUAAGUCUUGACAAGACUUCUGAAAGAAUUGAUGGUUGCUGCUCCAUGUAUGACAGAAGAAGAGGCAUUAUACAGUGCAGGAGGAGGAGGAGCAGAAAAUACCCAUUGUCAGGUCACUGACCUGUGAUAUUCUAUUCAGGUGCAGAGGACACAACUAUUAUUAAUACAAAAUGCAUAUCCUGUUUUUUCACCUGCCCUGGUACCUGUCAGCCAUGUGGAUCCAUAGAAGAGCACUGUAAUAGUGUGACAGAACUGGAUGUGGCCCAAAAGUGCAGGCAUAUGAACAUCUAAGCUGGGACUUGUGCAAGUGGUGAUCAACCUUAGUUACUUUUAGUCUUUGUUUAAAUAAUAUGAAAUAGUGGGAGCUUGGUCAUUCCUAUAGAGUCUAUAGACCAAGUGUGGGAAGCCUAUGGCCCUCCAAGUGAUACUGGUGUUAGACAGUAGCUCCCAUUGGGAGUGACCAUUAACCAAGCUGGCUGGGAACUGUUUUGGGAAUUGGAGGGCCACAGCCUCCCCAUCUCUGCAGUAAACAUAGCAGAGUUACUCAGUGCAGAAUGUAAAAAGAGGAAGGAAAUGCCUACUGAAGGGAUUUAGCAGCAGCAGAUGGAAGAACUCCCUUGCUUGAUGGAAUGUUUGUUGCGCUGCCCUUUCAGAUGAAGGCCAAGCAGGAUGAGGAGAAGAAGCAGUUGUGCUCUCUUCGCGAUCAGCUGAAAGCAGCGCUGCAGCUGGAGCCCAAAGAGGUAAAACUGGUGAGGGAGCACCUCCUUUUGCCUAGGAAUAGGGAUGGAUGAAUUAGCUAAUUUGGUUUCCCUUAGUUCCACAUUGUUUCAAUCUUAAGUUCAGUUGCCUCAUCAGUGUGAUUAAAAAAAAAAAGUUCUCAAAAAUCUUCAUGCAAUUUUGUGCACAUUUCUCCUAAUAUACAUAUUUUGUAUGCAUCGUGGCCAUUGAUAUGGAUUUGGGCAAGUCAUUUCCCCCAAUAUGUAUUUUUCCAUGUUACUUUCACUAAUAAGCUCAUUUUGUCUGCAUGCUUUCCCUUAAUAUGUGCAGUUCUGUGUAUCUUGUUUGGUUUGAGAUCUGUAUUGCAAAAUUUGGACAGAUUUUGAGAGACAGCUGUGUUUCAGUUUCCAUCUUGGUUCAGAAUGUGCAAAUUGGGUGGGUUUACAUUAAAAUUCUAGUGUGCUGGAGUCAGAAAAUAAGGAACUCUAUUUCACAAAUGUUUUUGGUGAAUGUGAACAGAGGUUUGGAAUAAUUGUAAGGGCAUGAAGCUUGGAUUUUUGAACCCUGGGCCAAUAUUAGAUUUGUACUUGAGAAAAACUACAAAGUGCUGCAUACCUGUUCUGUUUCCCAACAGAAUUCUGUUAGCAAGCCAUUGAGAUACAGCAUGCACCAGUUACAGGGAAAUAAGCAGUAUGGCACAGAGAGAUCUGGGAGUCUCUUUAAGAAAAGUGAUGGGUAAGUGAAACCACUUCAGAUCUGGCAACUGCAAAUAUAUUUUAUGAGCUCAGUUUACAACAACAAAAUCAUAAGAAGAGCCUGCUGAAUCAGGCUAAUGGUUCAUGUAAGUCCAGUUCUCACAGUGGCCAACCAGAUGCUUAUGGGAAGCCUGCAAGCAGAACCUGAACUCAGCAGCAUUCUCCACACUCAUAGGUCUGGUUCACACAUUGCAUUAAACCAUAGUUUAAAACAACCAAUGGGUUAAUGUGGAUGCACAGUGUGUUGGCACAUGCUGCUGAAAAGUUCUGUCUACUCCUCUUGCACCCAUGCUGUUACCAUUCUGCCAGGAAAGAAGCCAGAGUUUGGCUUGUUGUGAUAUUUAAACCAUGAUUUUUCUCCUCUAAACAAACCAUGAGUAGCAAGCCAAAAGCAAGCCUUAGUUUCACUGCUCAUGGUUUGUUUGGAGAGAAGCAAACCACAAACCUGGAUUUGGGCAGCAUGACAAAACAGACUCUGGCUUGCUUCCCAGCAGUGGUAGUGAAAGAGUAGAGAAGUGUCUACCCUUUCAGCAGCAUGCACCAGCACACCAUGUGCUCACAUUAAACCAUUGUUUGUUUGUUUUAACUAUGAUUUAAUGUGACAUGUGAACCAAAUCAUUUCUGUAAGCUUGCCUUGGAAAGAUUUUAUACGGCACGGCAGACUAUAAACAAAACAAAGAAACAAGCAACUACCAAACAGGCGAAACUUCAAUGGAUGAAAUUUCUCAUCAUGCAUUUCCAUGUUGAGAAGAGGGACAUGCGGUGCUGAAUUCCUGCUUGUUAUGCUGCUGGUGAAAGGUCCAUGCCUUACCCUCACAAAAUUUGGCAGACUGAGUUGUGUCAUGUUUGUAUGUAACCCGAUGUCAUUUUAGAAAUAUCCUAUGUGGUUGUACCAAGGGCUAAGUAAGAGAUGUGAUGUUGCCACUAAGAUGCUUGUUCAAGUGAGUCCUCCGGAGAGACUUUUGUGAGUGUAAGAGGGGAAAACAACAGUAGACACUCCUCCCAUGAACUUCUGUAAAUUAAUUUAAGAUGACAGCCAUCGUGUUUAUUUCCAUCAUGCCCUUUGAUGCACUUACCCUAGUGAAGUGGUUGGAAGUAGUAUUUGACGGGUUGGGUCUCCCACCUGAGACUUUCUGUUUAAUGUAAUGUUACCUUUAACUUUCAGCUUAAGAAAGGUCUGGCAGAAGAGAAAAUGCACAGUCAGGUAUGGCUACCUGACCAUCUCACACAGCACGGUAGGCAUUAUGCUUCGUCUUAGAACCUGUUCAGUGUAGAUGGAUUAGAGAAUAAGCUUCUUCAGAAACCAGUUACGUACAAUAACUUUAUUAGGGUACUUCCAAAGCUCACCUUCCCUACAAAAGUGAAACAGGAAGUAUCCCUUUAAAAGAAGUACUUGUUAUCCCAGGGGUCAGGAGUGAGUUUUUCCUGGUUCUGGACAAUGUUUGCUGUUGCUCUUCAUACCCCAGUGUUUGGUCUAGUGGUGAUUAGAAUGAUGAGUGUGUAGUGGAGAUCCACCUGAUUUCUGUUUCGUAUGUGCAUAAUCCAUAUUGUAUGCAGGUUGUGCAGCUGGACAGUGUUGAAACUGACUUACAGUAUUCUUUUCUUUUUCAUCACCUAGCUAAAUCGCACUCCAGUCAAGCUGAAUUUGCUCACUUGCCAAGUGAAGCCAAACGUGGAUGACAGGAAGUGCUUUGAUCUUAUUUCACGUAAGUCCUCAUUUUCUGAGGAAGCAUUUCAAAGAGCACCCUUUUUCUAUAGUGCUUCAUAGGAAAGGUACAGGUGAAGAGGGGUUUUUUGGUAGGAGUCUGGGGAGGGAAUGCAUCUUAAACCUUACCUUAUCCUUGAAUUUCAUUCCUUUCUCACUGGGUGACCUUGGCUAGCCAUUGGCCUCAUUUACACAUAAUGUAAGCCUAAUCAGGUGUUAGGUACUGAGUUGAAUAGGAUCCAAACUGCAGCAGUCUGAUUGGUCCUAGAACAAUAGGAUCCAAAUUGCAGCAGUCUGAAUGGUCCUAGAACAAUAGGAUUCAGAAUGCAGCAGUCUGAUUGGUCCUAGAACAGUGCAGCAGUAUGAUUGGUUGACAGGAACCACCCAAUCAUGCUCCAGAUAUAAGUGAAUCCACAACCUGAUUGGCUUACAGUAGAAUUCCAGAAUUAGCCAAUCAUGUGCAGCCCAUUGUGUAAAUAAUGUAUAUAAAGCAGAUACUUUGAGGGGACUUUCAUUCAUUCCUCCUCACCACUAUGAGCUGAAUAAAGAGCAUGAAAUCACUUUGCGACUCUGAGUAUAUUUCUUCAUGGUUUAGUGAGAAUAAGCAAACAUGCAGGUCCCCAGAGCAUUUUGCUCCUCCCCAGCUGUGCUGCAGUUGUGCAACCUAGGGCCAAGCCAUGGCUCAUGUUUCAUCACCUCCUAAUUAACCAUGAGUGGUAAAUCAAAAACAAACCUUGGUUUACAGCCCAUGGUUUGUUGGGAGAUUCCGUGGGAUCAUUUUGUGUUCUGAUAAUAUUUCUAAAACAAAUUUUCUUUCUCUCUCUCUCUCUGUGUGUGUGUGUGUGUGUGUGUGUUUAUUUCAGAUAACCGAACAUACCACUUUCUAGCAGAGGACGAACAGGAAUGUACCAUGUAAGUAUUGGGGAGGAGGGAUGGAGCCCUUAAGACCUGUGUGGAUUGAAAAAGUGCAACAGGUGACACUUCUCCUAUGUUUAUUGUUUUCUCAUGUUAGGGGAAAGCCCCAACCAUUUAUUUUUGAUCUAUUAACAGGGCUUUGAGCAGAACUACACAUUAUGCAUGGUUCUGUUAUUCUUCCUGUAGACUUUUAAAAAAACAAAACAAAAUAUACUGAGACUGAAUUUGAAGGGGGAGGCUGACCUCCGUCACAUUAAACCUACAGAACUCACAAGGAUAUAUGUGUGCCUGCAUCCCCCAGCUGCAGGAAUGGGGCCCCUGUGGCCCUCCAGAUGUUGUUGGACACCAACUUCCAUUAGCCCCAUCCAGCACAGUCAGUGGUCAGGAAUGAUGGGAACUGCAGUCUCCUGCUAUAGUGGCCCAGGUGCAGGUGGGACCUCUGCUUAUGGGUCCAGCAUCUUCCAUCUUAGCAAAGUGUCCUAACAACAUCAUAGUGUGGUUUGAAGUGCCAUCUUCAAGCUCAUCUGUUGCCUUGCAUCCCUUUGCUUAAGGAAGUGGCAUGCAUGGGGAAGGUAUUUACUUUGGAUUCCUUACAGAUUGUGGCUUCGAUUUACUUCCACUUGCAGCCAUGCAUGCAGUCCACAGUACAGAGGCCUAGGCCGACUGAAAGGGUGAGGAAGUUCAGUUUAUCUGACAGCAGUUUCCUUCUGCCUUGCAGAUGGGUCUCUGUCCUCAGCAAUAGUAAAGAAGAGGCUCUCAACGUGGCAUUCAAACAAGCACAAGGCAGGGAAGAGUGCAGCAUGGACGACCUGACUGGAGCUAUCAUCAAGGAGAUAAAGCGCAUGCCAGGAAACAGCAUGUGCUGUGACUGCUCAGCAUCAGGUGCAAAAGGAGACAGCUGAACUACUUCCCAUUUUGACCCUGAACGGCUGGGGCAGGUUCUACAAAGGGGGAUGCAUUGGGAUACCCAAUCUCAGUGAUCACGAGCAGAAGGAGGACUUAUGCUGUGACCAGAUCAUGUCAUUAUUGAGGACUGUCAUUGUCUGAGGACUAUCCCUGCCUCAGGGUCUAGUCAAUGCCAGGUCAAUGAUUCAUAAGACCACUGCCAUCCAUGACGUGAUUGUGGAUGAAGGAAUUGUCCUGGCAAGAGACUUUGUUGGACAUGGCAGAUGGGUCUCUUUUGCCGCUGCUUGUCCGCCAGGUUUCUCUUUCGCACAGCAACCCAGGGCAUGUGGGCGGGGGAUGGGGAGGUUGCAGUGAUUUUUAGGAAGUCAUUAGUUUUCACUAAGCAUCCUAUUAUUUCAUUUCAUUUUUAUGUGUUUGAAGCUUUGAAGAUAAUUGUUCUAUAAUGAACUGAGCAAAUGUUCACCCCUUCCACUGACAUUUUUGAGGGCCCUCAGAGGUGUUGAGAACAUUCCAUGAGGUGAAAGUGUGAAGAUAUCUUACCAUACUGUCCAUCACCUUCAGCAAGGUGACAAUACCUGUUUUGUUCUUGCUUACUCCGCACAGACCCAGCUUGGCUCUCCAUUAAUUUGGGAAUCCUGAUUUGCAUUGAAUGCUCUGGCAUUCACCGAGAGAUGGGUGUCCAUCAUUCCCGUAUUCAGUCAGUAGCCUUGGACAAAUUGGCAACCUCAGAGCUUCUGGUAAGGGUGUUCUGACUGUGUUCUGCACUACUACAACCACCUUCCAUUCAAAGUUCAUAAUGGCAUUUCCCCUUCCAAGUACAACUGAUUCACCUCUUUAAUAAGCUCUGUUUUGGUUCCAACAUUCCUUCGGUGAUUAUGCUGUUUUCCUCUCUACCCCAAUUAUUUUGCAGUCUGCCACAUUCUGUGAUGUUACCAUGUUUUCACCUUGCCUGCUAACCCAGACCAUACAUUUAAAGCACAUAGCUUCCCCUCAGAGAAUCUUGGGAACUGUAGUUUGCCACUCACAAAGCUACAAUUCCCAGCAGCCUUGACAAACUUCAUGUUUCAGGAUUCUUUGGGGGGCAUCAUGGGGUUUAAAUGUACUUUAAAUGCAUAGUGUGUACGCACACACACACACACACACACACACACAGUCUGUGUCUGUGUCUGUUGUUACUUUCCUCCUUACUCCUUCCUUUACAUUUAAGCUAAGCAGGGCAUAAAUAACACAGAGGUACUACUCAAAUGUUGCCAUAGUUCAACAUUUCUCCUAAUCUAACCUGAUUUUCUCUGUCAUAAGACCCAUCCAGGAUGCAGCUUGUGGGCAAGCACAUGCUUGGCAUUGACGCAGCUAUAUUUUUAUUUCCUGUUUUGUGUUAAAUUACAUCUUAUUUGUUUUGCAGUUGGCAAAGAAUAUUGGAAACACACAGUUUAAUGACAUUGUUGAAGCCAAUCUUCCCAGCGCAUCUCUAAAGCCUUCUACUGAUAGUGCAAUGUAAAUAAUCUUAAUUCUGUUUUUUUCCCCUUUUUUUAUUCUGGUGAGUGGGAAAGAGUGUUGGGGAGUGGGCAGCGGGAGAAGCACAAACAUGUCGGACAUUACACCGCAAGCCAAAUGUCAAAACAAAACAAAUUUUGGUGACACCCAUUGAUUUAUUGUCUAUAAUUGAUUGUGGCAAGAACUUUCAAAGAGGGUUUAUUACAUCCAGUGCAUUAAGUGAGAGAUGGCAACUAUGGAAUCUAUUAAAAUAGAUAUUUUAUACUUUGUUGGUAUACUUUGGUCAGACCCAAUCACUCAUCAAGUCCAUAAUCCAGUUGAGAAAUGUAAAAGCAGGGAACGAAGGCAAAAGUCCUACCUCUCUGUUUGCAAGGUCCUACUGUCAAUGUUAUUAGAGUGCAUUCUUAGAUAUGUAGGAGAAGAUAGCAAAUAGACAAUAAGGCAGCAUGGUGUCACUAUAGGUAAAUUUUGCCUGACUAAUUUAUAGGAAUAUCUUACAAAUGAUGUGGGUUAAAUUAGUAGAGAGUGAAUGUGUAAUAAGGAUAUGAGGUUAACACUUGAGGACUUGGGCUUUAGAGAUUGUCUGGACACAGACUUUCCUGCACUGCUGUUUUGAUGUAGAGAGCCAGGUAUAUAGGAAGAUCCCUGGUAAAAUCCUGGUAGUUUUUUAGCCUACCCUGCCCCCAGCCCCUGUUAAACAUAGGAACCCUGUUGUGUAGUUGUAGUAGUAGUAAAUGCUUUUUUCUGGGGGGGUACUCAAGGGUACGUAGGUUUUCGCAGGGCAGAAAGAAAGAGUGCUCAGACACAGAGUUUUAAAGUGUGGACCAUGAUGAGAAAGCACAGAGGACAGUUAAGUAUAGAUAAGCCCUAAGACAAGACUAUUAAAACAGCACAAUUAAAAGAGCUGAAACAGCAAUUAAAACAAUUAAAGCAGGAGGUUUAAAGCAGAAGAUCAAACAAAUGCUUGUCUAAACAAGUGUGACUUCAAAAACCGGCAGCAUGCCAAUACUGAUGGGCCUCUCUUGUAUUUCAGCAAGGUCAGCGUUCUCAAUGACACUAGUGAAAAAACCUGUCUCUGUGUUACCGCAAGCCAAUAAUAAUUAGGCUAAGGAAAAAGAAGCCAGGUUUCAUAUGUUGAUCUUAAUUCCCUUAUCGGAGAACACUUUAAAACAAUGAUUUAUUUUCUGCUUCUGAAAGGGCAAGGUGUGAGAUGUUUUACAUAAAAUAUAAAGCAUAUCCUAAACUGGUCCUUUGUCAAGUGAUAAGCUUUGUCAAGUGAUAAGAGCACCUUGACUUUGGAGUACUAGAACAGGGUUGAAGAUUUCUAAGAUAAGAAAGCCAUAGCCAUCAGUCUGUAUGACCUUCUGAUCCUCUAGCUCUAUGGAUCUGCAGGUGUGACAUUUGGCACUCCACAGAGAAAAAUUCUGAAAAUGUCUUUCUUCUUCCCACCCGAAGCUGUGAUUAGAGGCAAAAAGCAAUGUGAUGGGGAGCCAGAACAGGGAGUGGGAAAGAAAAGAAUAGGUUGCCUCUAGACUGUCAAUGUUUUGGAGGAGGAAUUCUAGCACAUUUCAGGAAUAUAGGUUUGCACAGUUAAAGUGGAUCGUAGCAGUCUGUCACAAUGACUCCAUUUAUUUAUUUUUUGUUUGUUCAAGAAAACAUAUUUUUUGCAGUUAGGAAAGUGACAGGGAAAUGAACUAAGAUGUGUGGGAUGAACAAAUUAUAAACAGGAAGAUCUAUAACUGCCGUGUCAGCAAAUCAGGACAAAUUCAACAUGAAUGCAUUGUUGUAUAACCACCCUGCAAACAAAUCAGAACAAAUGCUCAAUAGAGGUCAGGCAUAGCCUAAAUACCGUGUAGGUUUUGUGUAAGCAAAUCAUGAUGAAUGCUCAGUAAAUAGGUCAUCUGGUGAAGCCCAUAGUCUCUACCCAUAGACUGAAGCUCUGAACUUUUGCUGCUUGUUGACUUAGAGGCUAUUCUUGACAUCGGCUUUUCUGCUGGCUUUGCAUCAAAAUGCCCCAUUAGAGCCAUGGUUUCCAAUUUGUGCUUUGCACCAUUACAGGGCUCUCCGGAAAGAUUUUAUCAUCUCCAAGUAUGUUGAUAGGAAGUAUGUUGCUCGGAGGACCACAGAGAGCCCAGCUGCCAGGCUCAAGGAUCUGCAGGAUGCUGUCAAAGACAAGGAUAUAUUUAUCUUGCUUCAGGCAUAUGCUGAAAAGGUGGAUUUAAAUCAGGCCCUCCUGGAGUACAAGCAGGUGAGGCUUCUGCAGCCCCAAAGAGCUGACAAGCACACCUACACUUUAGCAGAGAUAACACCAAUGUUGCAGGAGGAAAGCAGCACACACAGUCCAACCACAACAGGUUUUAUUGAACCCUGUAAGAAGGUAUUUGCGCCUAGGCUAUACACUAAGGGGAUUCAUAAACUCUGAGUCACUGAAUAGCAUUGCUUUAGUUAUUUGGCUGUUUCUCCAAGGCCUUUUGCUUGCAUAAUAAAGCACACAGUUGUUUCCUCUUCAUUAUUUUUGACUCAGCAUUUGGCACCCAGGGUCAUAUUCCCCUUUGCCUCUGUGUAUUCUAUUGCCUCUUGCAUCUCAUAUACAGUAUUGCCUCCCUUCCCCUUUUUUUAAAAAAAACCCUGUCAGGGAGAAAUAAUGGCAGAUCCACUGUACUUUAUUUAUUUAAUGGUUAUUUAGAUUAUAUUUUUGGAUAUUGCUGUUGAACUGUCUUGAGUUGCCUGCAUAAUUUGCAGCGUAUAAACAUUUUAACACAUAGCAUGUAGUUUAGCCUGAAGUUUAUGCCAGGAACUGAUUACAAAAUGCAAUUAAGAGCCUGCCUAAGCCUUCCCCUGAAGUUUUUAGAGCCAUAUGAAUGCCAUCAGGAAGUGAUUUCCUUGAUGCUAAAGAGCAAUGGCUAGGACUUUUCAAUAAGCAAAGAAAGCAGCAAAAGAUAGUUGCACAAUCACUUUGUCUUCUUCUUCUUCUUUGUUUAAAGGAGCCAGGCGAGACACUUCUCCAUUUGGCGGUUCUAGUAUGUGACCGAACAUCUUUGCAUAUUGUAGAUUUUCUGGUGCAGAAUAGGUAAGCUGACUCCCUAGGCCUCAUGAUAAAUUGAGGCAAGACCUACUAUUGAGGGGUUUUGUUUUGGGAUUAUUAUUGUUGUUGUUGUUGUUGUUGUUGUUGUUAUUAUUAUUUGCAACAACAACAGAAAGGUCCUGAAUGAGAGUAGGAAGACACACGCUCUAUUUCCUUGCAAAAAGGCUUCUGCAUUGUUUGGGGAGGAAGGGAAGCUACUUGGACUUGAAGAAGUGUUGUCUGUUUGGGCUCUUCUGAAGUUUUCUUCAGCCCCCUCUCCCUGCCCCAUUAUUAUUAUUUUUAAAGCACUCUCACCAUUGAGUUGAAAAAGAUGUUAAAGUUCUCUCUAUGGUGUUUGAACUAGACUGGCAUGUUCCUUCAUGUAAAUCAUCAUGAGGCUGAGCAUGUCAUCCAGUUCUGAGCAUGCAUGUGUGAAUUUGUGCCUGGUGUGUGCCAAAAGGCAUUCUCUAUAUGUUACAUGCUGUUGUGCUAUCUUCUGAGUCUCCAGUCCUGAAAAUGAUGCUGACAAUUAUAUGCAUGUAUUUUAAUUUGGUCAUGUUAAUUAGAAGAUUGAGUCCCUGGACAAAAACAGAAUUUAAUUCUUGGAGAGCUGGAUCAGCUGUGUGUGUGUGUGUGUGUGUGUGUGUGUGUGUGUAUUGUGUGUGUAAUGGCACUUAUCAACACCUGGGGAGGGGUGGUGAUGGCAACACUAACUCCCUCGGCUAAUGACGAAAUGAAAUGUUGGAGAGAACAAAGCGAUGUCAAUUGCUGCUGUUGAAGCUAUUACAGUACAGUGGUACCUGUGGUUACAAACUUAAUUCAUUCUGGAGGUCUGUUCUUAACCUGAAACCGUUCUUAACUUGAGGUACCACUUUAGCUAAUGGGGCCUCCCGCUGCCACCACACUGCCACUGUGCGAUUUAUGUUCUCAUCCUGAGGUAAAGUUCUUAACCUGAGGUACUACUUCCGAGUUAGCGGAGUCUGUAACCCAAAGUGUUUGUAACCCGAGGUGUUUGUAACCCGAGGUACCACUGUAAUGGCAAGGUCCAGGUAUAUCUCUUCCUCUUCCUCUUCCAGUUCUCAGCAGUAUUUAAUUGCAUAACCCAAGACUUGUUCCUCAUAUUCAAGCCAUACUCCAUUGCAUUACCAUUGCAUUUCCUAGACUCACUGACUGUAUAUAUUGUCAAAAAUGUAAACUUAUCUGGAGUGUGGAUGUUAGUAAGGGGGAGUUAUUUGUAGACAGAGAUUCCACUCCUUGGUUAAUUAAGCCAUCAAAGAAAUGAAGUAUUCUAUAAAUGGGAAGCAGUCUGCCUGGCUAAUAAUUGUCUCUCAUCCAGUGGGAGCCUGGUGAAGCAGACCUCUAAAGGCAACACCCCACUUCAUUACUGCAGCCUUCACAAUAAACCUGAAUGCAUAAAACUCCUUCUACGGGCCAGAGCCAACAUCACAAUCAGUAAGUGGUUACCACACAAAAAUUACUGUUUGAGUUAGGAGGGGAAAUAACUGCUUACUUGUCAAAGACUGGUUGGACGCAGAGGAAUGGUGGGGGGAACCUGCUGGGGAACCCACCAAGGGAAGAAGGCUCAGAGCCCAGGGAUUGGUGGUGGGAUGACACUGAGUGGUCAGAGGGAGAAGCCCGGGGAGGAGGAGGUGUCAGAGGUUGAAGGGGCAACAGGGCUUAGUGAGUUAGGAGAGUCUGUGGCAGAGAGAAUCAAGGACCAGAGGCAGAAGCUAAAGAAGGUGAGUGGGAGAAGGGAGAUCACAAGGCAGAGAUGAGUCAGGAUAGUGAAGAGUCAUGCAGUGUCUCCCCCUCCUGCUGUGGCAAGCUCCCCUCAUUUCCCCCCGCGCACAUUUCCUCCUAAUAUAUGCAUUCUUGUAAACAUUGUUUGGUUGGAGAACCGAGUCAAAAAAUUCAGAUAAAUGUAAAUUUUGACAUGUUUCAGUUCCCAUAUUCUUUUGGAAAGUACCAAUUUGAAAGAUUCACCUUUAAAUGUGAACUGAAUCAAAUUUCUCCCCCGUUCCUAAAACUAUGGUGAUAUCAAUAGAGCUUAGUCUGUUGCUCUCAUUAUUACUCAUUUGGUGUCAUCUGAUAUUUCUUAACAGCGAAUGAAGCUGGAGAGACAGCCCUCGAUAUUGCUAGGCAAAUGAAUCACGAUGUGUGUGAAAAUCUGGUAAGAAAUGGGAGGUUUAUCUCUGCUUGGCCGCUAUAGGAAAGUAAUGAGCUUGAGAAGUAUUUAGAAAGGGCCAUAGCUCAGUGAUAGAGCAUCAUUUUUGCAUGCAGAAGGUCCCAGGUUCAGACUCUGGCAUCUCCAUAUUGGACUGAAUGAGGCCCCUGUCUGAAAUGCAGAUGAGCCUCUACCAGUCAGUGUAGGCAAUACUGAGGCAGAUGUACGAAUGGUCUGACUUGGUGUAAGGCAGCUUCCUAUGUUCCUGUGUCUGGAAUCUGGACAUACCCAAAUAUUGAGCUCUUGGCAAAAUUAAAUAUCUAGUGCUCUGUAUUUUCAAGAGAUUCAAAUUACUAUGAAACUAUCAUUGCCCAUUGCUCCUGUGCUUAUUUUGUGUGCACACUCUCACUUGGUCUUUGCUGAAAACAAGGUUAUCAGGCUUACCUAGCACUUUAAAACUAUACCCUGUAAAAGUAGUGCAGUUGUGUGAAUUCACCGAUGAAAAUGAGAGAGCGAAAAACUGGAAAAGUAGUAUUGUACCAACAAAAAUAGAGUGGCUUGCCAAAUUAUUGGAGUACUACAAUAUAUCCAAAACAAUGGGAGAAAUUGGAAGGAUCUCAAAAGAGAAGAUAGGUAGGGACUGGAAGGUGUUUAAAAGAUACUUGCAAAACCAUAUCGAAAAAUCAGAACUCCUAUUAGAAUAAACAAGUUCCGUUUCAAACACUGAAAUACUGAAUAAGAUGGAUAACAAUGUGUAAUAGAAAAAGAAGUAUGAAAUUAGGCUAAAGGUGUGUGAAAGAAAGUAAUAGAAGUGGAAAGAAAUUGCAAUUGAGUAGAUUGGAAGUCUAACACAAAGGUGGGGUGAGGGGUGGUGGAUGGUGAUGGGAAAAGGAAUUAUUUGUGGGAUUGAGUGUAAGUAUGUUUGAACACUUUUAAGGAUUGUAUGAAAUGUAUGUUUGUAUGCUUGUAUAUCUGUAAUAUAUGUGGAUUAAUGAUGAACUAUUUUAACGAUAAAAUUAAAAAUUUUAAAAAAUUUAAAAAAAACGAAAAUGAGAGAAGUUGGGAGAUGGUAGCCACCAAGUUAGACAUAUUCCUCUUCUCUCAGGCCUUUGGCCAAUUAAACAAUCUAUGGCCUUCUAAACUGGAAGGGGGUCUUGUUUUUGUUACUAUGUUAUAUAGUUCGGAUAAAGGCUGGUAUAGAAAUAUAUAUAUAUAUAUAUAUAUAUAUAUAUAUAUAUAUAUAUAUGCAAGGCUUCUUUUCAUUUGCAUUUUGUAAAAGCUUUUUCUGCUUUAGUGAAAAACAUGCUUCUGUGCGAGUAGUUAAGGAAGUGACAGUAAUACAGCCCCAAUUCGCCAACAAUUUAUUGGCAAUUUGUGGUGUUGGGAUUAUAGCCCCCACUACCCCUUCUCUUCUGGGUGCUUCCAGAUUGGGUUAUUUAUUGUGGGAUACCUGUUCAUCAUGCCUGCAAGUUUUAAAAAAAUAUUGCAGCAUCCACACAACAUCAUUGGCAUUAAUAUGGCAGCCUGCAUCCUGACCUGCCCCUCUUUUAAUUUGGAUUUACCUUUUCCCGGGAAAAUCUAAUAAACUAAAAGAAAACAAUGACCCAUUUGUGAUAUCUCAGUGGCCUGUUUACAAUAUUAAACCUUCUUAUUAAGCUGAAAGCACCUUUUGUCCUUCGGCAGUACUAUUUUCCACUUUCCCACUAGAACCCUGGAAUACAAAAGAGACCAGCUAGGACUCCAGCAAACUUAAAGUUUGCUUUGGAACUUUUCCAAACUAUAAUAAGAAAGAAUGUGAAGAGAUACUAGAGUGAGUGUCAUCUCUCUUGCAGCUAUUGCAGGCUCAAAAUGAUCAGUUCAACAUGCGAGCUCAUGUGGAAUAUGAGUGGCGGCUGGGCCAAGAAGACAUGUUCGAAAGCGAUGAUGAUCUGGAUGAGAAGGUAAGGUCCCAGCACUUUUGAUCAAUUGUUUUGUGACCUGGAAGUCUGUCCAUUGCUUCCCAUUUCUCAGCAGCUUCCUAAAACACAUUUGGUCGCUUAAAGAUGCGUGCCUCUUCUGGCAGGGAGUUUGUGAAAAUAGCCAAAACUGAAUGGAUAUUUCUGUAGUCAUUGAAUUAUAGAAUUGGCAGGAUCCCAAGAAUGAUCCACUACUGGGGUUAUUAAUGUGAAUCAUUUUAAUCAAUGUAUUCCAAGGCCACUCAAAGCCAUUGAUUUCAGAAGAUUUAAAGCAUGCUUGGUUUUGUGCUAGGUUGCAGCCCAUGGGUUGUGGUCAACAUAGUGCUAAGGAGGUCAUUCCAUUCACACAAGCAUUUCUGCCUGCACUAGGGAACAACCUCCCCUUUCCUCUCCCACUCACUGUUCUAGGAAUUCUCCAAACCAUCUGGAACAGAUUUGGGGAGGGCAUAGGAGAGGGAGCAGGAGAGGGGGGUUGGAAUCCUGUUGCAUUAGUGGGGAUCCUUGCACUUGCUUCUGUGCAACAAGUUAGUUGAAUACAGGCCUGCAUGUUUUAAUCAAAGAUUGCAGGGAGCGAUUCACCACAGAGGAAAGUUCUUUAUCAUGCUCAAGACUGCAAUUAUUACUUUUUUUUUAAAGGAGAGCUACUUCAUCAUCAUCAUCAUCAUCAUUAUUAUUAGAAAAUAGGGCUGCAAUCCUGUGCACACAUGCUAGGCAUUAAACAUGAAUAAGGCUUCAGUCUUCACCAUGAGGCGCUUGCCUGAAGAGAAAAAGUUCAUUUAAAAGGCCAUCACACAAUUUAAGUGUUUCAAACUUAGAUCCAAAAUAGACAAGCAUCUGGUUUCCAGGAUCAGGCACUGACUAUAAUUAUUAGUUCUUAUUUGAACAAGGACCUCGGAAUUGUAAAAAAUGAAUACGUCUCAAGGAGAAGCCCUUCAUCCAUUUAUUCUACAUGCAUUGUGUGCAUCCUGUCAGCUGGAACUUCCAUGUACAGAAGUAGUAUACCAAACAACAGGGAACUGCUGUUGCCCUUUGUGACCUCUUGAAAGCGUCCUGGUGGCUGGAGGCUCUUGGAAGCAGAAUACUAAAUUAAAUUGGGCUGCUGAUCUAGCGAUGCUGUUCUUGGGUAAGGUUUCUAGUAUUUUAUUCUGCUCUCUAUUAACAUUUAUUCAUUUCAGCUUAGUCCAGCGAAAAAAGAUCGCUUUCAUCGUCCUCAGAGCUGCUACAAUCUGCCUGGAACAGCCUCUCAGUCAUGGAAAAAUCCAGCUGACUUCUCAAAGGGAGCCAGUCCACUAUCCCCGGAGAAGCUCCGUGAGCUAUACGCUGUGCCACAUGUUUCUGCCUCUAGACCCACUGUGGCAACAUCGCCCCCUGCCUGUACAGGCCCACCGCUGCCACCGCGCAAUGCACCUAAAGGUUAGACAGCAUCGAUAAUGUCCUAUUUCAUCACUGCCUUUAUAGCUACAGAAUUAUAGUGCUAUAACUGCACCAUUCCUAUGUUGGCUAAUUCCCUGAUGUACCAUAAAGGUAAAGGAACCCCUCACCAUUAGGUCCAGUCGUGGCCGACUCUGGGGUUGCAGCGCUCAUCUCGCUUUAUUGGCCGAAGGAGCCGGCGUACAGCUUCCGGGUCAUGUGGCCAGCAUGACUAAGCCGCUUCUGGCGAACCAGAGCAGCACACGGAAACGCCAUUUACCUUCCCGCCAGAGCGGUACCUAUUUAUCUACUUGCACUUUGAUGUGCUUUCGAACUGCUAGGUUGGCAGGAGCAGGGACCGAACAACGGGAGCUCACCCCAUCGUGGGGAUUCGAACCGCCGACCUUCUGAUCGGCAAGUCUUAGGCUCUGUGGUUUAACCCACAGUGAAUUACUGUACUCCCAUUUUGCCUAGGUAGAGAUGUUGGCUUCUGUCUCUCCACAAUGUGCAAAGUGUACCCUACAGCUUUUUUGCAGGGGGGGGUGGCAAAGGUGCAUUAUUCAUAUCCAAUUUUCACUCUGGUCAAGAAUGUAUUUUAAUGGGGAUUUUGGAGACCUAGGAGACAGGGAGGCAGAGGUUGAUAUCUUUUCUUUCACAUACCUCUGUGGGUGUGAAGAAGAUGUAUCUGAUUGCUACUUUCAAGUGUAAAUACUGCCAUGGUGAGCAGUGUCGUGCAUCUCCUAUUUAUAUGCAAACUAUACAAUAUAUCUUAAAUUUUGCACCUAUGGAUGGAUGGCCAGCUCCUUUAUUUUUAGGGCAUGGGUGCAGAACUCAUGGCUGUCCAGACAUUGUUGACCUACAAGUCCCAUCAAGCCUCACCACUGGGCAUGUUGGCUGAGGUUGAUGGGACCUGCAGUCCAACAACCUUCAACAAGAGUGUUAUCACUGACUUUUUCUCUUUUUUUGGUCAGCCCCCAGCUUCCCUCCUCCACUGCCCCCAUCCAGCUGGUCAGUCCUCCCUGCAGACACAGCACCUAGAAAGAUCCUGCCUCCACCUCUGACAAUUCGACAUAAGCGAACCUCCUCAGAGCCCUCUCCCAGCACACCACUCAAUCCUACCAGCCCAACUGCAGGUAAGAGAGCUCACUGAAUCAGCUGAGGAUUGCUGCAUUGAUUAUAAAAAUGAGGAGCAGGAAUAUUUCUAAAUCUAGAUCUAUGGGGGGGGGAGGCUUUAUGCUGAGGUAUAUCGUUGGUCCACUACUGACAUUGACUAGGGACGUUAACUCUUCUUAUUCACAAACUACCACAGGACACCAGUGUGUUAAAAUCUGGAAACAUAGCUCUAGGUAUAUGAAGUUAGGAAACACAGAUGAUUUUUUUCAUACGCCUUCCUGCACCAUUUCUGAAUGUUGAUUAUCUGUGAAUGCUCUUAUACACUUUGAAUAUGUGGGCCACCACAUCUUGCAAACCUGCAAAAAAUAUUAUUUUAAUCAAGAUGUGGCAGGUUCACAAAUUCAGUUCAUCUGGCUAAAAUUCCCUUUAAAAAUCAAAUUGGGUUUAUUUUAGCACAUUAGCUAUUUCUUUAAAAAUGCCCAUCAAUUCAUAUACUGAAUCACUUCAGAAGCAUCCCAAACAAUCCAGAAUGGAGAGAGGAUGAAUGCAUUCUCUUGAGAUAGCAAAUAACCUUCAAGUUGAUUAUAUGAAAGUCAGGGACAUGGCAUGAUAGUGAGAAUGGGCCACAACUAUCCUGAAUGCAUCACUCUAAUUCACAGCCAUUUUGACAUGUCAUUGAUGCUGUUUAGUGUGCACAAGUUGGGGGUUGUUGGGUUUUUGCUGCAGUGACAGGAUUUGUGAAUCUUCUGACAUGUGGAGACGGUUUUAUAAUGCCUUCUUGGUGGAUUCACAUUUUGAAGGAUUUUUGAGAGAUUGUGAGAUGUGUUUUGGGCAUGUGCAUAUCAGAGGCAGGUCAGAACAUUCACAAAAUUAGUCAUCGCGGCAAACAAGGUGGGGGGGACUCAACUGGUUUUACUGUGUCAUCCAAGGAUUGUUUGCUCAUAAGUUUAUGCUAUAGUAAACUGACCUGAUGCUGGCUUGUAAACAGAAAAGUCCCUUUGUCUCUGUCUUAGACCCUAGAUCUUUCUCGCUUCCAAGACGUUAUUCUCCAGAAGGAGCCUCAUCUAGGAGGUUGAGGUAACCAUGGGUGUCUGGGGGCUCCUCCAGACAUCCUUUUUAUUGCACAUUCAUGAUUUGUGCUCAUGAAGCUAUUGGGGCUGUCAUAUGUGAUCCCACUUUCAAUACUGUUUGCAGCUGCAAAUGUUUUGCAGCAGUCUCCUGGCUUCAUUUUUGGCCAGCUCAUAUAUCGUAACUUACUGCUGAAAUUCAGCAACUUUGCAUACUACAAUUGUUCUGGUUUAUUUUUGUCCUGCUUUUGUUGCACUGCCGCACCCCCCUGGACAGCAAUAAUGUGGUAGCAUUGGGGCAGCACUGCAGAACAAACUAAAGCAGAAUAAAUCCACCACUACUGUUGUGUCAAGAACAUGUUGCAGAAUGCCUCUGCGAUAAAACACAGUUGUGGAGGGGCCCUAUGAUGUAGAGCCGAUUGCCUGGUGCACCCCAGCUGUGUUUUGAAAUAGGGUGGUUGGGCAAUCUUUGUCUUUGUCAAUCUGUCUGUCUAUGUAUAUACUGCUCAAGAGCAGAGAAUGAGGUUUUAAAGCAGUUCAGUUAGGGCUCUUCCAGAUUUCCUGUUUGUUCAUCCUGAUUCAUUUGCACAGAAUUUACACGGAGGUUAUGUAAUGUUGCCCAACUUUGCUGUCAUCCCAUUCUUUCCAGUAUACUUUCCUGACCACCAAAAUUUUUGUUUUGUUCUGCAAGAGCACCAAAUUUACUUUAAUUGUGCAAACUGAAGUUUCUGGUAUAUGAUGGAAUCAUACCCGCAAUAUAGUGACAGUAUGGAAGCAACUUUAACUUGCAUUGUGAAUAUAAAACUUAUAUUGGUCAGAAUCCUCAUUUGCAAGACAGCUGCCUUUCUUCUGCUCACCUGUCAGUUGGUAUGAGUUUCUAGGUGGCUGCUGUUUUUCAAGCACAUCGAUUAGGAAAUGAGGGAUUCUUCAAGGUGAAUGAACACUCCCCCCCCCCUUAUUUCCUUUAGUUCUGAUUCUUCUGAACUCCCUGAAGUGGUGGUGGAUUCCUGGCGACAAGGUAAAACACUCUCUCUCUCUCUCUCUCUCUCUCUCUCUCUCUCUCCAACCCCCCCCCCAGCAAAUACCAUCUGAGCUACUUCCUUCUCUCCACUACAGUUCUCCAACAAUAUUUCACAUAUUCUUUCCUUUUAAAGUUGAUUUCUUUUUGAACUUAUGGACUUCUACUAUAUCAUAAGUUUUGUGAAUUUUAUUUUCUUGUAUUCAAUUGCACAAGGUGUUCCUACAUCAGCCUUGUUCUUCCAUUUUGACACCAUUUCAAAAUCUAGAGGCACCUCCAAAUGACCUGUUUAUUGAGCAUUCCUCCUGAUUGCAGUAUGAUGACAGGGCAUUGGCUUUUGAUGAACAUUCAGCCUGACUUGCUUUUGGGGAGGUUAAAUGACAUUGCAUCAAAGCAAAUGCUAUCCACACUUUAAAGUGCAUUUUCCUAUCACUUUCCUUACUGCAAAAAGUCAAAUCUUGGGGGGAAACCAGGUUUGUUGCACAUAACUUCCAGUCACCUAGGAUUGCACAAGCUAAAUUUGCUGUUUUGUAAUCCCACCCCAAAACAGCAACAGUCUGGAAGUGCCUUAGGUGAUAUGUUCCCCUAACUGUUGCAUCCCUGUGUUUCCUCGCCCAAGGUAUUGCUCUGGUUUGCAAGUACUUUGUGGGGAGCUUCUGUUGAAUUGUAGUUCAAUCCUUUCAGAUGUGAACCAGUAUAGUACCAUUGUCUCACUUGGUUCCGAGGUGCUUGUUGGUGAUGUGUAACCUUGCCUCUAUUUAUUACCUGACUGCACCUCCACUACUAGGUGUUUUAAAAUGCCAUCCCUCUUGUUCUGGAUUUUCCUGAAACUGUGUAGAAAUCCUGCUAUACUUGCAAGGUAAAAACCAGGUGUAAAUUAUUAGUACUGUGUCAAUUUUCUUUUUGUCUUUAAACUGUGUGUGGACUGGCUGCAGGGGUAAACUACAACACUUGCUAAUUUCAUUUUUUUAAAAACUGAAAUAUGUAGUAUAUGUAAUGCAACCUUACUCUAGUGCCAGAUUCCACAGAGAAAACAUAAUUUGAGCAGAAAGGGAUGGAGAGGUUUGUUUUUCAUACUUCAGGCCUUGCACAUAGCAGGGAGACAUUUAACCAAUCAUACAGAGGAAAUCUCCUGCAGAACUACACAUUCAAUAAGAGCAUGUUAUACCUCAGCAAACAACAUGGUACUCUGCAUGGUUGCUAAGCAACACCUUAACCUGUCCUCCUCUUAGCUAGUUGACUUCAACACUGAAAGAAUUCACCUACAAGUUGCACACAGAAUGAUCACCCCUGUUGCACUUCCAACAUGAAAUAACACAACAGGGCUGUGUUUUGUGUUGCAGCUGCCUUAAACGAAGAGGGGACAAUUUGUGAGCAAAAUCAACAUGCAAGAAAAAGCCAGUGGACUUCCUCCCCCUCACUGGAAUCAUCCUUUGACUCAUCAGAUGAUGUCCCACCACCACUGCCAAAAAGGGGGGGUUUGGUGUGUUCUUCAUUUAAAUAUACAUUUUCUUACUAAGUGCUUUCAUUUUCCCUCUUCAUUUUAGUGUACUAUUAGCUAAGGAUGGUUGCCUUUCACCGACCUAAGCUGCCUCUGACUACUGUAGGGGUGUGUGUGUGUGUGUGUAUGAAUUAAGCUUCUGAAGAAUGGGGGGUAGUCUGUACACCACUUUUAAUGUGAAAUUGUCAACCCCAGGGAUGUUAUGAAUCACCAAGUGAGCCAAAGCGAUGAGGUAAUGAAAUCUGUCUGUCACUAACAGGAUUCAGGGGUGAAGAAAUUAAUUGCAUGGUGGUGGCCCCUCUCCUUAGCCAUAUUGUGAUGAGGUCUGCAUCACAAUAUAACUGAGAAGAGACUUCACUCACUAAAUUGAUGCCAGUUGCUUGUAAAUGUACCGUUCAGCCCUGCUUGCUAAGAAUCCACAACAAGUUGCCGAAAAUAACAAUUCAAAGACUCCAGUAUGGUUAAGAGCGGUGGACUCGUAAUCUGGUGAACUGGGUUCGCGUCUCCGCUCCUCCGCAUGCAGCUGCUGGGUGACCUUGGGCCAGUCAUACUUCUCUGAAGUCUCUCAGCCUCACUCACCUCACAGAGUGUUUGUUGUGGGGGAGGAAGGGAAAGGAGAAUGUUAGCCGCUUUGAGACUCCUUAGGGUAGUGAUAAAGCGGGAUAUCAAAUCCAAACUCCUCUUCUUCUUCUUUCUUCCGUUCUGAGCAUUUUCUUCUUGCUAUAAAGCUUCUUCAUGUGUAAGUGACUGAGGCCUUCCACAUGAACUACACCUGGGUUGGGGGAACCUGUGGCCUUCCAGAUGUUACUUGACUACAGCUCCCAUCAUUCCUGACUAUUGGUUGUGCUGGCUGGGGCUGAUGGAAGCUAGGAGUCCCAAAAACAUCUAGAAGGCCACAAGUUCCCCCAACACUGAACUACAUUAUCUGUGUCUGCAAGCUUGACAUUGCUUUCUGGUGUCCAUUUUCAGAAACACUCCAGUGUGUGUCGGGUCAGAGCUCUUUAUGACUGCCAGGCUGACCAUGAAGAUGAGCUAACCUUCCAGACCGGAGAGAUAAUUGUAGUAGAAGGACAGGAGGACUCCAAUUGGUGGGUAUGUGACAGUUUCUUCUGGGUGAUUGCUGGGGAUUCCUUAUCAUGGCACUGAUCAUUACCCUACCCCAUGGGACUAGCUCCAGGUUUGAGGGGGUCCUCAGCAAAGUGCCCUGUGGUCAGUGGGCCUUGGCAGGAGUUAGCAUUGAUGGGCUGUGUCAUGCAACAGCUUCAGCACCAGACAGGGGAUCUAUCCACCAUUUAUUUUCAACAAUGCUGCCAGACACAAUUUUAAUUUCCCACAAUGCCCUGGAGCAUGAGGGAAUAUUGUGUAUUGAAUAUUAAAAUGGCAGGUAGACCCAGUACUGCUCAGAAAGUCAGGUCUGCAUUGGCAACGACCCUGGUCAGGGCUCUGGAGCUCCAAUUGCUUCCCAAUGACCCCGGGUGCUGCCUCCAGUCAUCAUAUUGCAUCGCAUCCCAAUCCCAUAAAUAUAGGGAAUGAUGGUCUCAGAAAUACAGUCGUUGUAAGACUUGUAAUUACAAUGCACUGAGGUUUUUCUCUCUGUGUUAAAACUGCCUCACCUUCUGCUCUUUCUUUCUUUGCAGUGUGGCAGGAUUGAAGGGCAGCCUUCCAGGAAAGGUUUAUUCCCAGCAUCCUUUGUUUACAUUCUGCAUGAAUAGAAGGAUGGGUUGAUGAAAGAACACUGUAUUAUUUACUGAAAAUAUAAUCCUCUGCUUUAAGAGUGGCCUCUGACGGCAGCAUGCCAAGACUUCAGUAGCGUUCCUCUCACAUUUACUAACUUGGUCACCAAUCUGUAGGACGACAUGCUGGACCAGGAAUCAGGCUCACUGAUGCAGAAAUGUCAUCAUAGACUAAAGUGCAAUCCACUUCUCAUUCAAGCCACUGGUAAAAUGUCCAUUGAUUUAAAUAGAAUUGUAGCUACGCUGUAUUAUCUGACAAACUCACUGGCCUCUUUCAUACACACUCAGAGUGGCACAGGAGCCCUUUUUUUGGUGGUUCAAUCCGUCAUUGCUAUGGUUUACUUUAUGAAUGCCAGACAUCCAAGAGUGAAGCCAACUCCAUGCAUCUUUUCCAACUGAAUCAUUCUCAAACCUCACAGCUAGGUAAUAAUUGGGUGGGAAAGAUCCUCUAGGUUACCUCUCUAGGUGGUUGCUUCAUUCAUGCACACUCGGGCAGCGGUUGUUCCAUAGGAAAGCAGCUUCCACACUGUGUAUCUGUGAAUGGGAUCAAUAUGUUCCAGGUAUUCUAUUAGGAAAGCUCCACCUCUUCACUGUUACUCCCUUCCACUGCAUGGAAAAAUAGGCAUUUUCAACAAUGUGGAGCUCCCUUUGUGAGUUAGAAGCAUAUAACCUGAAGGACUAAAAGGCUAUGAAGCUCAACCCAAAUGUUAACCAGCAGAAGAUACUUGCUGAGCCUAUAGUUCCUGAUGGCAGAAACAAGUGGGACAAAAUCAUAAUAGCCCCCUUUCAUUGCCCUCCACAAGCUAUGGGAAACAUUCUUUUUGAAUUUCAACAUAGCAAUCAACCAGUCCAUGAAGCAAAAUCCAUCAGCUAAGUCUCCAAUCCCAUGUGCACCCCAUGCAGCAACCUUUUUCUAGUGAUGCAAGGAGCCCCACCUUCCUUUAAAAACAAACAAACCCUCAUAUAAAAUAUAUUGCAGUUUUUGCAAAUGUAUCCCACCCUGUGAAUAAAUUCAGAUUUUGCUGCUUAUAUAACACAAGGAUGGUGAAUCUUUAGCCCUUCAGAUGUUGUUGGAUUUCAACUCCCGGCAUCCUUGCCCUUGCUGACUAUGGCUGAUGGGAGUUGGAGUUCAGCAACCUCUGGAGGGCCAUUGGUUCCUGUUCCUUAGAAGGCUUUCCAAGCCAUCUCUAAUCCCACUCCAAUCUUAACGGGACAGUUUUACCAUUCAUACCAGUGAUUUCAGAAAUAAUAGUUCUAACUGAUCUAAUUACAGGGUGAGUCCUUUAAAAGAGGCCCUGUGGAUACAGAGUACACAUGUUCCACGGAACCUCUAUUAAAAGACUCACCCUGUAUAUCCUUAUUGAACAGCACAAGCAUUAAACACUUCAUUGCAAAUAAAGUAUUACCAUUUCUUUACAUAACAGUAACCCUAUUUAUCUAUUCUUACUAAGACUGCCCAACCUGAAAUAUCCAAGAAUUGCAGUUGACAUCUUUACAGCUGCCUUGCGUUAAUAGAUGUAAUCCGGAUUGCCUGAAUCAUCAGAGCUCUUUCCUAUCUAUCUUUUCAAAUGAUAUGAUUCCACCUGAGAAGAAAAUGUACUGCAGUCCAAAACUGUAUACUAUUUAAUUUUUGUCUCAUGUUUCUUUAUUUCCUAAAAUUUUUGGGACACCUGAAUGCAUGUUUUAUCACCACCACCACUCCUGUAAUAAAUUUUCUUUUGCUUACGUCUCAUGCUGCUUAGUCAAACUACCAAGGGAGAUUGGAAAUCACACUUUUCCUGUGUUACUUCUGAGUGGAAGGUUUUGAGGGAAGUUGAAAACCUGCUUUGUGUGUCAAAUAGUAAAAAGAAAUGUAGAUAUUAAAUAACUUUGUACACCUGCACCAUAUAUAGUUCAACUCAAUAAAAUUACUAUUUAAGAGGA